AUGAAACGGAUCAUGCUCUGUAGCCUCCUGUUCCUGGGAAGUGCAGUGAUGAUGGCCACCGCGUGCCCCAAGUACUGUGUCUGCCAAAACCUGUCUGAAUCCCUCGGCACCCUUUGCCCAUCCAAAGGCCUGCUCUUUGUUCCACCAGACAUUGACCGACGUACCGUCGAGUUGCGCCUCGGGGGGAACUACAUCAUCAGGAUAACACAGCAAGACUUCACCAACAUGACAGGGCUGGUGGACCUCACGUUGUCUCGCAACACCAUCAGCUCCAUCCAACCCUUUUCAUUUGUGGAUCUAGAAACACUCCGGUCUCUGCACCUGGACAGCAACCGUUUGACAGAGUUAGGACCGGAUGCCUUGCGUGGCCUGAUCAACCUGCAGCACCUCAUUCUCAACAACAAUCAGUUGAGUCGUAUAUCCAAAGAAGCCUUUGAUGACCUCCUGCUCACACUGGAGGACCUGGACCUGUCCUACAACAACCUACGCAGUGUGCCCUGGGAUGCCAUCCGUAAGAUGGUCAUCUUGCACCAGCUCAGCUUGGACCACAACCUGAUAAGUUACAUUCCAGAGGGUACUUUUACAGACCUGGACAAGCUAGCAAGGCUGGACCUCACAUCAAAUCGACUCCAGAAACUGCCACCCGACCCCAUAUUUGCCCGAUCGCAGAGUAAUGCUGUGCUGAGUACACCUUAUACAACUCUACUGUCCCUCAGUUUCGGUGGAAAUCCCCUUCACUGUAACUGUGAGGUCCUGUGGCUUCGUCGACUCGAGCGAGAGGAUGACAUGGAGACAUGCGCAUCCCCUCCGAGCCUGAAGGGGCGCUACUUUUGGUACGUACGCGAGGAGGAGUUUAUCUGUGAGCCACCUUUAAUCACCCAGCACACACACAAGUUGCUGGUGCUAGAGGGUCAGACAGCCAGUCUGCGCUGUAAAGCUGUUGGUGAUCCUAUGCCUGUUAUACACUGGGUUGCCCCUGAUGACAGGCUUAUCAGUAAUUCGUCACGGGCCACAGUUUAUGAGAAUGGCACUUUGGACAUUGUGGUCACUACCUCUAAGGACUAUGGCACUUUUACAUGUAUUGCGGCCAAUGCCGCUGGAGAAUCUACUGCCUCAAUUGAGCUCUCCAUUAUCCAGCUCCCUCAUCUUAGCAAUGGUACGAACCGCACUUCUCAGCCUAAGUCCAGACUGUCUGACAUCACCAGCUCCACAAAGACUAGUAAAGGGGAAGUUAAGGUUCAGCCUGAGCGAGCGGUGUCUGUUUCAGAGGUCACUUCUGUUUCGGCAUUGGUCAAAUGGACAGUCAGCAAAGCUACCCCUAAGGUGAAGAUGUACCAACUCCAGUACAACUGCUCUGAAGAUGAGGUCAUGAUCUACAGGAUGAUCCCAAUUGCUAGCAGAGCAUUCCUGAUCACCAAUCUGAUGCCAGGGAUGUUGUAUGACCUGUGUGUUCUGGCAAUUUGGGACGACACUGCUACCACCCUCACUGCCACUAAUGUGGUGGGUUGCGUUCAGUUUGUGACCCGUGAUGACUACCCACGUUGCCAGUCCUUACACAGCCAGCUCUUGGGAGGCACCAUGAUCCUGGUGAUUGGUGGUGUCAUCGUGGCCACUCUUCUCGUGUUUAUUGUCAUCCUUAUGGUGCGAUAUAAAGUAUGCAGUAGUUCCCAGUCAGCCAAACUGCCAGCUGUCAGCAACACCUACUCACAGACCAACGGCGGACUGCAGGCUGCACAGAGGCUCAGCGGAGUCCCUGCAGUCCAGGUCCCCAAAGCCACAGUAGUGGUGCGCAAUGAGGUGAUAGACUUCAAGUGUGGUUCUCUGCAGAGCAGCCUCUCAUCCACCUCCUCAGUUGACUCUCUGGGUUGCAGCCAAGGGGACAACUACAGCCAGGCUUGCACACUCCCCAAAAGAUGGAGGCAUGCACCUGUUAAGGCAAGGCCCAACCUUGAAAACCUGUUGGGUGCCUUUGUCUCGCUUGAGCUCCGUGGCCCUUCUGGUGAACCAGGGGGGACGUCCCCCGGCUCUGGGACCAUGGUGGCGGCCACAGCGGACCGAUCCGACAAGGAGCCGCUGCUUGGCCGUAAUGAGUCCAGGCUGGGCAAGUUACUCAGUUUUCCCUUGGAGAAUAAGCCAAAACGGAGCCACUCAUUCGACAUGAGCGAUUUUGGCACUGCGCAGUGCCUGAGCUACCCACAACGCAUCAGCAACAUCUGGACUAAGAGGAGUCUGUCUGUCAAUGGCAUGCUGCUACAAUGUGAUGAAAGUGAGAGUGAAGGUGACAAGGGUAUGUUGGAUAUUUCAGAAUGGGUCAUGGAGAGCACGGUCUGA
Molecule: messenger RNA, 2331 nt
Organism: Chanos chanos (milkfish)
Lineage: Eukaryota; Metazoa; Chordata; Actinopteri; Gonorynchiformes; Chanidae
Product: leucine-rich repeat and fibronectin type-III domain-containing protein 2
Exons: 3
Coding region: 1-2331 (776 amino acids)
Cellular component (GO): cell surface; postsynaptic density membrane
Molecular function (GO): protein binding
Source: RefSeq, a predicted model, not a curated record